GCCAAUCACAACGCAUUGCGCCCUCCAUGUUCGCGGGAUAUCCUCCAUGGAUAGCUCAACGACCACACGAGGAAGAUGCCGAACUAUGAUCGAUCUACGUAUUGAGUUGGACCCUAAAUUGCUAAGACGUGGGGGGUGGAAAAGUAUAACAUCAAUUUCUAUCUCAGAUAUGAGGUCGUCAAGGGAUUGAAGCAUCGACGAACCUCCACUGUGCCAUCAGUAUCUCCGUUCACUUCACCAUCUCAACACCAUGUCUUCUACCAUCAAGACCAUCUCCCCUACGACCAACAAGGUCAUCUGCGAACGCCCAGAAACCACACUCGAUGAAGCUCGCGACAUCGCCCGCCGCUCCAAGGCGGCUUUCCAGUCCUAUCGCAAGUUGCCUCUCGCCGAGCGUCGCGCCAUCGUGACCACGGCCUUGGCAAUUAUCCAGGAGCGCAAGAUGGAGCUCGGGCGCGAACUUUCAGAGCAGAUUGGACGGCCUGUUGCCUUCAGCCACAAGGAGAUUGAGACAAUGCAGAAGAGGGCUGAUUAUCUGCUUGAGAUUGCGGAGGAGUCUCUGGCCAGCUUGCCUGGGAGGAUAAAAGAAGCUGGGUUCAAGAGGGAGAUUAAGAAGAUUCCCGUUGGACCGACACUGAUCGUCUUUGCAUGGAACUUCCCCUACCUCAUCAUUGUCAACGCUCUCGUUCCCGCCCUCCUCGCCGGAAACUCCGUCAUCCUCAAGCCCUCUCCGCAGGUGCCUCUCGUAGGCGAACGAAUCGCCGAAAUCUUCGCCACCGCCGGCCUGCCCAAACAUGUCCUCCAGGUCAUCCAGUCAGGUAACCCCGCCACACUCAAGGAGAUUGUCAAGCUGCCGGAGCUGGGUCUAGUGAGCUUCACUGGCUCGACGGCGGGAGGUCUUGCCAUUCGCGAAGCUGUGGCGGAUAGCACUGUUCCUGUCAACUUGGAGCUUGGUGGCAAUGAUCCGGCGUAUGUGCGACCAGAUGCGGAUCUGGCAUAUGUUGCUGAGCAGUUGGUGGAUGGUGCUGUGUUUAAUUCUGGCCAGAGUUGCUGCGCCGUGGAGCGGAUCUAUGUUCAUGUGGAUGUGCAUGAUCAGUUUGUCAAGACGCUUCAGGACGAGCUCAAGAAGUACACUCUUGGCGAUCCCUUCGAUACCAAAACAAUGGUCGGUCCUGUCAUCUCUCGCGCCGCUGAAAAGACCAUCAACGCACAAAUCUCCGAUGCCCUUGCCAAAGGCGCCGUCAACGCGACCCCCGAGAACAAGUCGUUUACCAGCGCUUCUAAGGAUGGUAACUUUGUUGCACCCAUCCUGCUCACCAAUGUGACACACGACAUGGAUGUGAUGCGCGAGGAAACAUUCGGACCAGUUAUUCCCGUCGCCAAGGUCAGAGAUGAUGAUGAGGCGGUGCGAUCGAUGAAUGAUGCCGAGUACGGCUUGACUGCGAGCGUGUGGACAAAGGACAUUGCCCGCGGCGAAGAGUUGAUUGAGCUGCUUGAGGCCGGUACCGUGUUUGUGAAUCGCUGUGACUAUCCAAACCCUGACCUUGCAUGGACAGGUUGGAAAAAGUCUGGCUUGGGCUGCACCUUGGGGCCACGCGGGUAUGAUGCUUUCGUUAAGCUGAAGAGCUACCACAUCAAGGAAAAGCAAGGAUAAAGUUCUGUGAUUUCAAUGUAUGGACGUCAUCGAUGAGAAGUGAUUACGGGAUAAUUAUAUGUUUAUAUACAGGAAAUGUUGAUUUGUUGCCUAUAAUGGCCU
Messenger RNA from Trichoderma harzianum CBS 226.95, 1756 nucleotides. RefSeq lists its product as hypothetical. Lineage: Eukaryota; Fungi; Ascomycota; Sordariomycetes; Hypocreales; Hypocreaceae. The record is from RefSeq and is a predicted model, not a curated record. The transcript is spliced from 4 exons. Gene Ontology annotation, molecular function: aldehyde dehydrogenase (NAD+) activity. The coding region runs from base 251 to 1654 and encodes 467 amino acids.